AUGGCCGACCCGGGUAUGUUCUCGGUGCGCCGCCAAACUCUGGGCCCCGUCACCAACAACGUCUCCGCGAUUCCCAUGCCUGCGUCAGCUAUGAAGCGGACCAGUUCCAUCAACAAUGGGCAACAACAUCAGUUCCCGCCAAACCAUGCGCGGUCGCAAAGUGGAAGUAGAAUGUCCCUCGCGCCCGGUCGCCCAAGUCAGCCCCUCUUCGGACGCUCCUCAUCCGGUACAAACCUCGCCGAAGGAUUUCAAUCGGUGCAUCGCAAUUCCACAAGCAACUUUGGUGCAAGCAGUGCUCGCAAGAGCUUCGCACCUGGCGCCUCCAUGUUCCAGACACCAGCACCGUCAUCUUCAGCUCCAACAUUUGAGCAAAGCGCACAGCGACGAAGCAGUGUCUUCAAAUCACGACAAUCACAUGGACCUGGUCAAUCGGGCGUUAAGCAGUCUUUCUUUCAGACGGCGCCAAUGCCCUCGGUUCCCCCCACGGAUCCGCGACGCCUGAAGGAUGCAAGUACGCGCGCACACAUGGCUCAGGAACUACUCGAAUAUCUAACGCAAAACAACUUUGAGAUGGAGUCCAAGCAUGUACUGUCGAACAAGGCUAUGACAUCACCCACACAAAAGGACUUCAACUGCAUGUUUCAAUGGCUCUACAACCGCAUCGAUCCCAGCUACAGGUUCCAGAAGUCAAUCGAUCAGGAAGUCCCAGUAUUACUGAAGCAAAUGCGCUACCCUUUCGAGAAGUCCAUUAUGAAAUCGCAGAUUGCGGCGGUUGGUGGUAACAACUGGUACACCUUCCUCGGUCUGUUGCAUUGGAUGAUGCAGCUAGCGCGUCUCAUGCAGGCAUACGAGGCUGGUACCUACGAUGAUGCAUGCUUUGAGGCUGGAUACGACGUCUCUGGUGACCGCAUAAUCUUCGACUUUCUGUCAGAUGCCUACAGCACAUGGCUUUCAGCAGAAGACGAUGAUGAUGACGAAGAGGCACAAAAGAAGCACAUGGAGCCCCACAUCAGAGCCAUGGCUGCAAAGUUCGACGCAGCAAACGCUCAGCACCAUGAGCAAGUCAGUUUGUUGGAGGCUGAGCACAAAUACCUUCAAGACCAGAUUGAAGAGCUAGGAAAGUCUGGCCCAAGGAUUCAAAAGCUCGAGGAGCAGAUCAGGAUUCUGGAAGAAGACCGCGUCAAGUUCGAAAACUACAACAACUCCAUGGAGGGCAAGGUCCAAAAGUACACCGAUCGCUGCUCGUUCCUAGAGAAGUCAAUCGAGGAGAUCGAGGCUGAGCUUGAGGCUUCCGAGAAGGAGCAGCAAGAACUCCAGGCCAUCAUCGACGGCCGAGGCAUGACUAUCGCAGAUAUUGACCGCAUGGCAAAUGAAAGGGAUCGCCUUGAUACUUCCCUCCAAGCGACAUCCGCACGACUAGAAGAGUCGAAGAAGCGUGUGGCAGAAAAGGAAUUGAUCGCAUCACGCAAACUGGAUGAGCUCGAACAAACCAUUGAGCGAUACAACAACCUUGGCUACCAGAUUGGCGUCAUACCUUCCACAGCCGUCAACGCGAAGGGACAAGACUAUGAGCUUGUCCUUACCAUAACCGACGGACCCAAUUUCUCUGGGUCACAAAUGGGCGGCUCAUCACAAGAUGCCUCCGAUCGUCUACUACACGACGCAGGUACAGGCUACUCGCCAGCCCAUCUCCUCAACCUCGACCUUCGCGGCACGGUCAAGGCCAACAUCCUGGCCCUCCGCAAGGAGAUUGCAGAGCGUCGCAACCAAGCCCUAGAAGCCGACAUGAACAACCACGAUCUGCUCGACAAGAUCAAAGAAGCCAUGGACGACAAGCAAGCCGAAGUCGAAGCCCUCGGCCACCGCGUUGCUCAAGCCGAAGAAGAACUCGAAAAGCUUCGUGAGAUCACAAACACACAAAAGAGCCAGUCAGACGCUCAAAUCGAACGCAUGGAGAAGGAACUAGGUCGCAUGCGCAGCGGCUUAGGUGAAUCAGUCCAACUCAUGGUCCAACGUGAGAUGGCCGUUAACAUUGAAUACGAACAACUCCAACUCCGCGCCAAUGCCCUCCGCGAAGAACUACACACGGAGAUUGAGCGCAUGCUUGACGACAUUGUCCGCUUCAAACUCCACGUCCAAAAGAGUCUGGAGGAGUACGAGCAGUUCAUCGCUGACGAAGUUGAGCGCAGCUGCGAAGAGCAGGAUGCACUUGCUGAAGAUGGCGAGGAGCAGGAUGAGGAUGAGGAGAUGGUUGAUGAGGAGUAA
Messenger RNA from Pyrenophora tritici-repentis Pt-1C-BFP, 2265 nucleotides. Lineage: Eukaryota; Fungi; Ascomycota; Dothideomycetes; Pleosporales; Pleosporaceae. The record is from RefSeq and is a predicted model, not a curated record.